Messenger RNA from Brettanomyces bruxellensis, 246 nucleotides. RefSeq lists its product as uncharacterized. NCBI's taxonomy places the organism in Eukaryota, Fungi, Ascomycota, Pichiomycetes, Pichiales, Pichiaceae. The transcript has a single exon. The coding region runs from base 1 to 246 and encodes 81 amino acids. The record is from RefSeq and is a predicted model, not a curated record.
AUGGUGCUAAUAAAUGUUAAUGUGAUAGUAGAGCCAAUGUUGAUGAACAGAGCUAAUAUUGAUAAAUCUAAUAGUAGAGCUAAUGUUGAUAGAUCUGGCAGUAGAGCUAAUGUUGAUAAGUCUGAUAGUAGAGCCAAUAUUGGUAAGUCUGAUGUAGGACUAAUGUUGAUAAGUAUGAUAGUAGAACUAAUAUUGAUAAAUAUGAUAGCAGAAGUUAUUCUAAUACAUUGUCAAGCUGGUAAGUAG